This is a messenger RNA of Aspergillus sclerotioniger CBS 115572, 3384 nucleotides long. Its product is annotated as acetyl-CoA synthetase-like protein. Gene Ontology annotation, cellular component: cytoplasm. The record is from RefSeq and is a predicted model, not a curated record. Gene Ontology annotation, molecular function: catalytic activity; phosphopantetheine binding. Gene Ontology annotation, biological process: secondary metabolite biosynthetic process; amino acid activation for nonribosomal peptide biosynthetic process. The transcript has 2 exons. The coding region runs from base 1 to 3384 and encodes 1127 amino acids. NCBI's taxonomy places the organism in Eukaryota, Fungi, Ascomycota, Eurotiomycetes, Eurotiales, Aspergillaceae.
AUGGCUCACUCAAGUUUUCCUUGGAAUCAGCCUUGUCCUGAGGAGAGACAGGCAUGUACAGAUCAACUUAUCACGGAGGCAUCCCUCGGUCAUCCUCUCCACUCCGCGAUCUGCGCCUGGGACGGAUCCCUGACCUACGCCGAGCUCGAGGAACUUUCUUCUCAACUGGCAUAUCGUUUGGUCACUACCGGACGCACGCCGGGCUACGUCCCCAUCUGUAUCUCACGAUCCAAAUGGGUUAUUGUCGCCAUGCUGGCCGUUCUCAAAGCGGGUGGAACGGCCGUGCCUUUGAGUCCAUCCAUGCCGUCGGGACGGUGUGCGGUCAUCCUCGACCAACUUGAUGCAGGCAUGGCGCUGGUAUCGCAUGAUGUUGCUGAAACCUACCGCAAAUAUAUCGUCAACCUCAUCGUUGUAGAUCGGGAUCAUGUUGGGUCGCCCACCGGCUCAAAGCAAGCCAUCCUGAAAGGAUCCCUUUCCACUCCAACGACCGUGGCCUAUCUUUUGUUCACCUCGGGCUCUACAGGAAUACCAAAGGGCGUCAAGAUUGAGCAUCGCCAGCUCAGUACUAGUGCACUCGCCAGUGGCAAAGCAAUUGGCUUUGACAACCGAUCUCGGACCUUGCACUUUGCUUCAUACACUUUCGAUGCCGCCAUUCUCGAGAUAAUCUGGACGCUGGUCUGGGGAGGCUGUAUCUGCGUGCCCUCCGAGCAGCAGCGUUCCAAUGAUUUGGCUGAAGCCAUAAGCGUUAUGCAAGUCACUCACGCCUUCUUCACCCCUCCUAUGCUUAAGAUGAUCCCAGUUGAGGAGGUUCCCACCCUACACACCGUGAUCUCGGGGGGUGAAACGCCUGAUCCCAUAGAGGUGCGCAGGCUCUGUGACCAGGGGAUGCGGGUUAUACUUGUUUAUGGACCCUGCGAAUGCUCGGUGGUGGCGUCGCUUCUGGAUACAAGCGCAGAGGGGUAUCAGGCGGGGGAUUUGGGCACGCCAGUUGCAUCUCGAUUCUGGCUGGUCGAUCCGAACAAUGUCAAUAAGCUGGUAGCCCCCGGAAAAGUAGGGGAAAUUAUCAUUGAAGGACCAAUUGUCGGACAAGGAUAUCUCCAUGCUCCAGAGCAGGCUCAAAGUAUGGCAGCGUUUCUCACAGAUCAACCGGUAUGGGCUCCCCAGAAUCCCAUUGAAGAAGUCGGUCAUCCUUUCUUUCGCAUGUAUCGCACCGGCGACCUGGCCGAAAGCACCGAGGAUGGUCGCCUGCGCUUUAUGGGAAGAACGGACAAUCAAGUCAAGAUCCGCGGACAGCGUCUGGAGCUUCACGAGGUUGAGCUCCAUCUCGGCAAUUGCCUUACGCACGAGGACGGGGUGCGCCAAGCCAUUGUCGUCAAAGCCUUGCAUGAUACAUUGGUAGCCUUCUUUCUCAUCAAGGAGCAUAAGGCGAUUGGCCAAUUGGUGUGGGAUUGCGCCAACAGUGAUGUUCCAUUGAUAGAGACUUCGCCAGUAGAACAACAACGGUUCGCCGCGUUGGUGUCCAAGGCAGAGUCGCAACUCAAGCAGCUAGUGCCCAGCUACGCCAUUCCGUCCGCGUAUAUCCCCAUGCACAAUAUGCCUCUCACGAUGAAUGGGAAAACCGAUCGUAGACGGUUGCAAGAAAUGAUCUCGGACCUUUCGAUUCAGGACCUGCACGGAUUCCAGUCUGUCCCCUUGCCGGACCAGCGGCCUUCCACUGCGAUGGAGUUGCGCCUCCAGGAGCUCUGGAAAAUUCUCCUGGGGGUUGUCACCGUGGGGGUUCAAGAUCACUUCUUCCGGCUCGGAGGCGACUCGCUCACUGCCAUGAGGCUUGUUGUUGCUGCUCGUCACCAAGGAUUGGCGCUCACGACGGACAGCAUCAUGCAGCACCCUAUCUUGGCCGACAUGGCAUUCGCGACUUCCGUGGUGGGUGAUGCUCCUAAUCUACACGUCCAGCCCUUCUCGCUUCUUCGUCAUGCGAAUGUACACGAAGUCCGACACGAGACCGCAGUCCAAUGCCGUGUCUCGAUUGACGAUAUCGAGGACAUCUACCCGGCCACUCCCCAGCAGAUCUUCUUCAUUGAGGGUGGCGUCGCUUCACAGGCGUUCCAGCGGCAAAGUGUCCAUCUGCUACCCGAAUGUGUUGAUUUGGACCGGCUUCUUCAUGCGUGGACCUUGGUGACGGAGCGUUAUGAAAUUUUGCGCACACGAUUGGUCUAUUCACUGACGCGUGGUCAUGAUGGAUACUUGCAGGCUGUCAUCAAAGAAGGUCUAGCUUUGCGGAGUGGGAACUCGUUACAGCAAGAUAUAGCACGCGACCAGCGGCAGACAAUGGGUUUAGGCGAUGCCUUGUAUCGCAUCGGGAUCAUCGAUGAUGAGAUACUUGGAGCGAAAUACCUCAUUUUGACCGUGCAACAUGCGGUGUAUGAUGCCUAUUCGCUGUUCCAUUUGUUCACUGACCUCGACUACGCGUAUCAAGGAGGUGUUUGGACUGAUGAUCUGGAGAUGAGAUUCAAUCGGUUCAUCAAGUUCGUUGGGGAUAUAGAUCGAGAAUCUGCGAAGAAGUUCUGGACCUCCUAUCUGGCUGACGUGGAGACUAAGCCCUUUGUUUUAGUCAGGAACGGUGAGCCAGUGAUGGCGGACACGUCUCUUAAGCGUCGUAUUGCUCUUGAGGGGUCCCUUAUUAAAGGAGGACGAGCCACUGUGUCGGUCUGUCUAACCUUAGCCCUGGCCAUUACCCUGACGGGCAUGCUGAAGUGCAAGGACAUUAUCCUGGAGGUCUUCGAUAGCGGACGAACGGUAAACCUCCCCGGGGUGGAAGAUCUCGUCGCACCGACUCUCGCGGCAUACCCAUUACGAGUAGACGUCAAGCAAACCGAUAAGGUUGUAGACUUGAUGCGUCGGAUCCAACAAGACUUUGCAAGGACCGCUGUGUUCAGUCAAUUUCAGAUCCAGAAUAUUGGUCAAAUCGAUCAGCGACUACACGAACUAUGCGCUCAUAGUGUCCGCGUCAAUAUUGUCCCUGCCCUGAAGGGGAGAGAGAUGCCUGUGCUGGACCUGCCACUCCUCUGGGGUCAAUCCGCCAUUACUCGGUCUCUGCGGUUGACAUGCAGUCUCACUCCAACUGGGGUGGACCUCGAGGCCGCGUUUGACAGGCGCUUGAUUGAGGUGGGAAUGGCAGAUGAGCUUCUGCGGAAAUGUGAGCUGGCGCUGUAUCAGAUUUGCAGAGCAGAUGAGGACCAGGUAGUCGGCGAAAUUGACCAGGACGGGUUUCAAGACUUGGCCGGCCCAUCAAGCUUGGUGGAUUCAAUUAUUGAGGCAUCGAAUGCUGCCAAGGCGAGAAUGCUACUGUCUAAAUACAGCUCUUUAAGCGAGCAGGAGUACUAA